AUGACAAAUGCUUUGUCUGUAGCCGAACUAGCAAUCUAUAUUGCCCUCGCCUUCCCAACGGUAUACCUCAUUAUCAAACAUGGACGCCAGGGCUUGCUUGGGUGGCUCUUCCUCUUCAUUUUCUGCACUCUCCGAAUAAUUGGCAAUGCAUUGGCAAUUAAACCCUCCAGUCCCACGGCAAGCAUCAUCGCUAGCGUAGGACUUUCUCCUCUCCUUCUCGGGGCCAGUGGUAUCUUACACGAAGCCCGCAUCUAUCGCAUACUGGGUCUCAAUCAAAAGCUUGAAUGGGCACUAGCACUACUCUAUCAUAUUUUCGUCGUUGGCGGUGUCGCUCUGACUGCAGCUGGAUCUGCAAAGCUACAAAAGCAUCAACAGCCGGUUGAAACGGCGGAUGGCAUAGUCAAAGCAGGGAUUGCAAUUUUGACCAUCUGCUGGGCAGCAUUAGUUGGUGGGAUUGUUUUCUCAUUUAUCACGCCGGCGAGAACAAGCGCUGUAGGUCGCGCUGGAACAACAUUGCUCACAACUCUUGCAUUUGCUCUGGUUUGGAUUGGCAUUCGCGUCUUCUACAGUCUUGUCUACCUCUGCACCCAGAAGCAAUAUCUCAACCCGACUACUGGCUCGCUCGCUAUCCGUCUCAUUCUGGGAUUCUUGGCUGAACUCAUUGCAGCGAUCUCCUUGAUUGUUGCUGGGGUUGUGACGCAGGACGCAUCUAGGAAUUUCCGCGAAGACGGCGAGUUGCCCUCCACUCGCAAGUCUACUUCACCAGUAUCGGUAGUGCAGAAUUGA
Molecule: messenger RNA, 786 nt
Organism: Penicillium nucicola
Lineage: Eukaryota; Fungi; Ascomycota; Eurotiomycetes; Eurotiales; Aspergillaceae
Exons: 3
Coding region: 1-786 (261 amino acids)
Source: RefSeq, a predicted model, not a curated record